GGGGUUUGGUUCCUGUGAUUGACAGGAGCUGUGUAUAAAGCUCUAGUCCCGUUAGUUAUGUCCCUUGGAUCUGCUGAACGGUGGGAGCAAGGAAGGAACAUCUACACAACGGUCUCAUUCGUCUAAGUGAACAGCCACCCCACAGUCAAAGGCAAGAUGCUGUCUCAAUUGGAAGGGGCAAUGGAUGCCAUCAUCAAAGUCUUUUACAAUUACUCUGGGAAAGAGGGCGACAAGUACACGCUGACCAAGUCUGAACUCAAGGACCUGCUGAAGGGGGAGCUCGGAGCCUUCCUGAAGUUUCAGAAGGACUGCCACACGGUGGACAACAUCAUGAGAGACUUGGACAUGAACGGUGACGGACAGGUUGAUUUCCAGGAGUUCAUUCACUUGGUGACGGCCAUCACCAUCGCUUGCAAUGAUUUCUUCAUUGAGCUCCUGAAGAAGCAGGGCAAGUUGUGAGAGUGAGUGAGUGAGUGAGUGAGUGAGUGAACGAACAUUGCCGUGAAUCCUGAACAGAAAUCACACAACUCUGGACAUUGAUAAUUAUCAAUAAAAAGUGACGGACGGGCCAUGACUGCCUGGUUUCCUAAUUCCAUUCAUUACCAACGCGCUUUCUAACAGCUUGAAGCUCAGCUGCAUCAAUGGUUUGCAUUCACGCUAACAUAUUUUGCAUCAGGCAGGAAGGACCAUGGUAAAAUUGAAGAUCAAUUGGUGAUCAAAUGAUAUCAGUGGUUUAAACCAGCAUCUGUUCUUGGUUUCUUGGUCCUCCAAAAUAUUCCAAAUGGAAUUUAAACUGGAGGUGGUGAAGGGAGGGGUUUAAGCCAGAAAAGGUAUUUGGGAAGAAAGAGCUACCUUAAAUUUAGUUGUAUUUGG
This is a messenger RNA of Leucoraja erinaceus (little skate), 873 nucleotides long. RefSeq names its product protein S100-A1-like. The record is from RefSeq and is a predicted model, not a curated record. Gene Ontology annotation, molecular function: calcium ion binding. Bases 157 to 459 code for a protein of 100 amino acids. NCBI's taxonomy places the organism in Eukaryota, Metazoa, Chordata, Chondrichthyes, Rajiformes, Rajidae. The transcript has 3 exons.